UUUAUCAUAUCACGCCAAAGAAGUUUCUGAACUGGGACACAGACGCAUAUUAAUUACAAGAUAUAUAUCAUCCUCUUCAUACAAAAUUCCACGCAACUUCAAGCCAGUGGAGGAAAGAAAAUGUCAAAAUCAGCUUGAUGACCCUGGUAAAGCUUAUGUUGCUUCUAUGCAUGGGAGCAAUGGAAGAGAAAGCACAAGCAGUACGUCUUCCUGAUAAUGAAGAGCUCGUGGAAUACCUACUCAGCGGAGCAGACGAUGGCAAGGGUUCUUCCUUACAUUACCUUUACUGUGUUCUUGUUAGUUUUGAGCGCGGCAGCACAAGCAGGGCUAGGGCGAACUCCUGAUAAUGAAGUGAAAGCACUUCGUGAAAUAGGUGAACAAUUGAAAAAGAAAGAUUGGAAUUUCCAUGUGGACCCAUGCGACAAUGACUCAAGCUGGGUAACAGAACAAUCGGAUUCGAGGCCGUUAUACAACAAUUCUAUCACCUGCAAUUGCUCCUACCCUUAUGGUGUAUGCCAUGUCGUCAAAUUAUUUCUUAAGGGACAGGAUCUAGCCGGUGUGCUUCCACCAUCUCUGGUGAAGCUACCCUACCUGAAGACGGUUACAUUCCUUCGUAACUACCUUAGUGGUAAUAUACCCCACGAAUGGGCUUCUUCGACCGAGUUGGAAUAUUUAGACAUCGGCGUGAACAACGUAUCAGGACCAAUCCCAAGCUUCUUGGGUAGCAUGACCAAACUUACAUUUCUGAGCCUAUCUUCCAAUAUGUUUUCGGGAACUGUUCCCCAUGAGCUUGGAAAUUUGGUUAACUUGGAGAAGCUCAUUCUUAGUGCUAACCAUCUAACAGGAGAGUUGCCAGUUUCGCUUACUAAUCUAACCAAAUUAUCAAUACUUAAAAUUAGUAGUAACAACUUCACUGGGAGAAUGCCUGACUUUUUUCGAAGUUGGAAACAACUUACGAAAUUAGAGAUUCAAGCUAGUGGUUUUGAGGGGCCCAUUCCUUCUAGCAUUUCUAUCUUGAGUAAUUUAACUGAGCUAAGGAUAAGUGACUUACUUGGUAAUGGUUCGGAAUUUCCACCCUUGAAUAGCAUGACAAGAAUGAACAGAUUGAUGUUGAGGAGCUGCAAUCUCUCUGGACCUAUCCCAGCAUACAUUUCACAAAUGACUAAGCUUGUAACUUUAGAUCUCAGCUUCAACAAAUUGGAAGAAAAUGUUCCAGAUUUGAGUGGUCUAUCUUUCUUGCAAUUUAUGUUUCUGACAAGCAACUUGUUCACUGGGAAUAUUCCAAACUGGAUCACUAGCAGAGAUAGUCGCUACCAAAUAGAUCUUUCAUACAAUAAUUUUUCAGAAACCUCUGUGCCACCUACUUGUACAGGAAGCCAAAAUUUUUUUCAGAGCUUUUCUGGACAGGACAACUCAUUACUUGCCAAGUGCCUGAAGAACAAUCCUUGUCCAAAAGAACAAUAUUCAUGGCAUAUAAAUUGUGGUGGAAUUGCAACCACCAUUGGAAACAUUGAAUUUGAAGAGGAUCAAGACCCAGCAGGGGUUGCAAAAUUUGUCCCCGUAGGAAAUAAUUGGGGACUCAGUAGCAGUGGUAAUUUUUGGGAUGUUGACAGUACCUCAAAACAAUAUAAAGCAACUAAUGUAUCAAUACUCAGAAUGAAAAACUCUGAAUUAUACGCGAGUGCACGGCUCUCUCCUCUUUCUCUCACAUAUUAUGCACGUUGCUUGGCAAAUGGAAAUUAUACAGUGAAACUAUACUUUGCAGAGAUAGUAUUCAGAGAUAACAGAUCUUUCUACAGUCUUGGAAGACGGAUAUUUGAUGUUUACAUCCAGGAACAACUGGUCUUGAAGAAUUUUAAUAUUGAAAAUGCUGCUCAAGGUGUUGAUAAAGCAAUAGUUAUGGAAUAUAAAGCAAUUGUGAGGAACAAAGUUUUACGGAUACGCUUUCAUUGGGCUGGGAAAGGGACAACAGCUGCACCACAGAUAGGAACAUAUGGUCCUCUCAUAUCAGCAAUCUCUGUGGAAGCUGAUUUUAGUCCACCUGGAAAUAGCAAGAUGAAGAUAUUAAUUGGAGUUGGAGUUGUGGUAUCAGUGUUAUUCCUCUUCUUUAUGAUUUUAGUCAUUCUUUGGUGGAAAGGCUACAUAGGAGGCAGGAUAUCAAGAGAAAAAGAGCUGCAAGGAUUAGAUCUGCAAACUGGUUUUUUCAAAUACAGGCAAAUCAAAGCUGCCACCAACAACUUUGAUGCUGCAAACAAGCUUGGGGAAGGUGGUUUUGGAACUGUAUACAAGGGUAUAUUGUUAGAUGGUAGUAUGAUUGCUGUUAAGAAACUUUCUUCAAGAUCAAAACAAGGAAACCGUGAAUUUGUCACUGAAAUAGGCAUGAUAUCUGCAUUACAGCACCCAAAUCUUGUUAGUCUGUAUGGAUGUUGUAUUGAAGGAAAUCAACUAUUCUUGGUAUAUGAAUACAUGGAAAACAAUAGCUUGGCACGUGCUUUGUUCGGUUCAGAUGAACAUCGAUUGACAUUGGACUGGCCUACAAGGCAGAAUAUUUGUGUCGGCAUAGCAAGAGGUCUGGCUUUCUUGCAUGAGGAAUCAACACUAAAAAUUGUUCAUAGAGACAUCAAAACCACCAAUGUGCUACUGGAUAGGGACCUUAACCCAAAGAUUUCUGACUUUGGUUUGGCCAAGCUUGAUGAAGAGGAAAACACCCAUAUCAGCACCCGAGUUGCUGGAACAAUAGGAUACAUGGCACCAGAAUAUGCAUUAUGGGGUUAUUUAACCUAUAAAGCAGACGUAUACAGUUUUGGGGUCGUUGCAUUGGAAAUUGUUGCUGGGAAGAACAACAUGAAAUAUCGACCAAAUGAGAAUUUUGUUUGCCUUCUCGAUUGGGGCCUUGUUCUGCAACAAAGGGGUAAUCUAAUGGAGCUGGUGGAUCCAAAAUUGGGAUCAGAGUUCAAUAAGGAAGAGGCAAUUAGAAUGAUAAAAGUAGCACUCUUAUGUACUAAUCCAUCACCAGCACUUAGACCCAACAUGUCUGCAGUAGUAAGCAUGCUUAAAGGCCAAAUAGCUGUUCAUGAACUUGACAUGGAUCCAAGUAUAUAUGGCGAUGUAUUGAGCAUUAGAGCCUUAAAAGAACAGUCUGCUAAGAUCCUACAACAACCAGUGAGCUCAAAUGAAGCUGAGAGCCUUAUUCAAUCAUCAGAUGCAACAUGGGCUGGAUCUUCUUCUAUAUCCACCCAGGAUCUCUAUUCAACAAAUCUGGAUUAUCAAUAAUGCAAGUAUCCACAUCCAUGCAAAAUGCAUGGUGCUUCUGGAGGAAUUUGGUUGACUUGUGAAUAAGAGAAUAUGCUGUAAGUCAUAAAAAGAUUUCACAUCUGGAUGAUAGAAUUUAUUACAUUAUAAGAGCUCAACCCAAUAGUACAUAUAUCUCCAUAAAUAUAAGCCAUAGUUGUCUCUCCAUGUCCUUUUUGAGAAAAGUAGUGUUUUAGACUGCAUUUAUGCGAUCAUUGUGUAUGUAGGCAAAAUGGAAAUGUCAAAAUCAUCUGGAUUAUGACGUCUUUCAUUCUCUUCAAGACUUCAUUGUGACAAUUUAUUUGUGUACUUGGAAUUGUAAUUGGAAAAUUAUGAUAAUUGUAUAGUGAAGCUGAACUUAAUUAGUACCA
Messenger RNA from Quercus lobata, 3662 nucleotides. RefSeq names its product probable leucine-rich repeat receptor-like serine/threonine-protein kinase At3g14840. The record is from RefSeq and is a predicted model, not a curated record. Gene Ontology annotation, molecular function: ATP binding; protein binding; protein kinase activity. NCBI's taxonomy places the organism in Eukaryota, Viridiplantae, Streptophyta, Magnoliopsida, Fagales, Fagaceae. The transcript is spliced from 25 exons. Gene Ontology annotation, biological process: protein phosphorylation. Bases 217 to 3273 code for a protein of 1018 amino acids.